AUGGAGUCACCAGUUUUAUCCAAACAAUUAGAAUUGUCUGAAUUGAAAUAGAUUAUCAAAAACAGGUUUUCUUUUGAUAGAAGGAAAGUAAUAUUCUUUACAUUGAAUUCAUGUUUAUUGGGAUUAGCAGUAUUUAGUUUAUUUUCUGCCAUUACUCUUGAAAGCAAUUCAUAAAUCUUUAGAAUCAGAACUUAUUUGACAGAUAUCAAUUUAUCUAACAGGGAGUAGGCUAGAAAAUUGGAAACGAUAUUGAUUCCUUAAAAUAUUGCUUAAUUAUGUACUAUUGUUGCUUCAAUUAUUGGUUAUUAUGGAAUAUACCAAAAGUCUUAAAAGAUCUUACAUUUAUUCCCUAUCAGUUUAGGAAUUAGUUUGGCUUUCAGAACAAUAGCUACAAUAGUGAUUAUCUCAUAUUUUAAUACAAUAAAAUCUGUAUUUGAGGAGGAAGUAGGAACUUUUAUAACAUUGCAAAUAUUAUUUUUGGCUUUCAAUUGGUUGUUUUGUGUUUUCGCUUAUCAACAAUUCAAGAAAGCCUAAGUUGAAUAUCAUAUAGUCACUAAGGAUAGGGAGAGAUUAAUUAUGGAUAACAAUAUGGCUUAUGAAUUAAUAAAGAAAAUCAUAAAAAAUUGA
Molecule: messenger RNA, 627 nt
Organism: Paramecium tetraurelia
Lineage: Eukaryota; Ciliophora; Oligohymenophorea; Peniculida; Parameciidae
Exons: 3
Source: RefSeq, a predicted model, not a curated record